CGGAACACGUGUUUCCCGGGGACAAUAGUGAACUGUGCACAUUCGCUCCGCCAAGCCACGGAACAAAAAGUCACAUUUAAGAGUCGCUGGUGCAACAAUUGGAAUAAUAUAUUUGACUCUACCUUAGUGCAAGCAACUAAUGAGACGUCCAACAGAUGAACGGUCGUCAAGAAGAAGGUCCCCCUCAGCAGCAGGGGGUGAGUUCCUCUUCGAGGGAGGAGGAUCCGCAGCUCCCCCACAUUAAAGAAGAAGAGGAGGAUCUCCGGCUUACUCAGGAGGAAGAGUGUCUUCUAGGGCAGGAGGAGGCUGAUCUCACCAACUUUCCACUGACUGUUGUCUCUGUGAAGACUGAAGAGCAUGAAGACAAACCACCUGAGUCCUCACAGCUUCAUCACAGUCCAAACGUCAGGGAAGAACAUCCUUUCCCUGAUCAACAGGAGUGGAGCGUCAGGGUGGUGAAGGAGGAGCCACACUCCUUCCACAUUAAAGAGGAAGGCGAGGCGCCACAGACCCCUCACUUCAAAAAGGAAGAGGAGGACUCAUUGACCCUCCGUGUUAAAGAUGAAGAGGAGGAACACAGCAUCAGUCAGGAGGGAGAGCAUCUUGAAUGGUUGGAGGAGUUCCCAGUGAUUGGUGUCCAUGUGAAGAGUGAAGAUGAUGAGGUCAAAGGUGAGAGUGAGGAGAAGAGAGAGGCGGAGCCUCCAAGCAGCAGCUCAACUCAACACAUGACAACAGAAGCUGAUGGAGACCACUGUGGAGGAUCACAAGCAGACAAGCUCUUAGCUCCACUAUCAGAUAGUGAGGACACAACAUCACACUCUCCUGACACUGAUGAUGAAGACUCUAAAGAUGAUAAGACAUGUCACACUGACAACACACACCUGACGUGUUCUCACUGCGACAAAACGUUUAGUUUCGGUUGGCAUCUGAAAGUACACAUGAGAACACACGCUGGAGAAACCCCUGUUACCUGUUCAAUCUGUGGGAAAGAGUUUGGACGAAGACAACAUUUGAAAAUACACAUGAGAAUACACACUGGUGAAAAACCCUUUUCCUGUUCAAGCUGCAACAAAGGCUUCGGCGACCGAUCAUCACUUGGCGUACACAUGAGGAUACACACUGGGGAAAAACCUUUUUCCUGCUCAGUCUGCGGUAAAGCCUUUGCACAAAAGGGUGAUAUGAUAAAACACGUGAGAACGCACACUGGUGAAAAACCAUAUUCCUGUUCGAGCUGCAACAAAAGCUUUGGCGACCAGUCAUCACUUGUUAAACACUCGAGAAGACACACUGGGGAAAAACCUUUUUUCUGUUCAUUUUGCAAGAAAAGUUUCGCACAAAGUCAACAUUUGAAAAAACACAUGAGAACACACACUGGUGAGAAAGUGUUGAGUUGCAGUGUUUGAGAUGAAAGAUUCUCUUCUAAGUAAAAGUGUAAGAAAUACAAGUGUGCUGGUGAAAACAGCUGCAGGAUUUGAAAUAAACUGUCAAAACUUGUGUGUGACAUCAUUGUUGUGUGUGUAACACAACCUUGUUAAAGGGGAACAUUAUCACCAGACCUAUGUAAGCGUUAAUAUAUACCUUGAUGUUGCAGAAAAAAGACCAUAUAUUUUUUUAACCGAUUUCCGAACUCUAAAUGGGUGAAUUUUGGCGAAUUAAACGCCUUUUUAAUAUUCGCGAUGACGUCACAUGGUGGCGUCACAUCGGGAAGCAAACCGCCAUUUUCUCAAACACCGAAUCAAAUCAGCUCUGUU
Molecule: messenger RNA, 1751 nt
Organism: Nerophis lumbriciformis (worm pipefish)
Lineage: Eukaryota; Metazoa; Chordata; Actinopteri; Syngnathiformes; Syngnathidae
Source: RefSeq, a predicted model, not a curated record